This is a messenger RNA of Phycodurus eques (leafy seadragon), 1884 nucleotides long. RefSeq lists its product as uncharacterized. Gene Ontology annotation, cellular component: plasma membrane. Lineage: Eukaryota; Metazoa; Chordata; Actinopteri; Syngnathiformes; Syngnathidae. The transcript is spliced from 2 exons. Gene Ontology annotation, biological process: regulation of canonical Wnt signaling pathway. The record is from RefSeq and is a predicted model, not a curated record. Gene Ontology annotation, molecular function: beta-catenin binding; phosphatidylinositol-4,5-bisphosphate binding. The coding region runs from base 1 to 1884 and encodes 627 amino acids.
AUGGAUGUACAGAUGGAGAACAUGGACCCCCCGCUUUGUGAAUCACAACCAAGUGGAAAAAUACGAAAAGGAUUCAAGCUGUUUGGGAAAUGCAAGCCUGCAAACAUCUUUUCUCUUAAAAACAACAAAUCACCUGUCACCAGGAGCCGAACCGUCGAUGGAUUACCCGACGGCGCUGUGCCUGAUUAUGAGCUGGAGGCGGACAAGGAGAAGGCGCGGGAGGUGAGUCAAGGAGACGGCGAGCAUGCGGAGGAGGAACCGACGGGCGAAGAUGGCGUCCUGGCCGCUGCUCGCAACUCCAUCUCUUCAUCCGGCUCGGUCAAGUCCCUCCGUUUUUUUUCACGGCUGAGGGGAGCCCGGAGAGGAGGGGGCGACCGCAAAGUCCACACAGUGUCCCAGCCAGUGACUCGACAACGGCAAGGUCUGAAGGGUCUCUUCGGCAGCAUGACGUUACGCCCGAAGGACAAGGACGACAAGGAGGAAGCUUUCCCAAGCCCACUCCUCAUGUCCUCCCGCUCUAACAGUGUGGAAAUCAUCAAAGAGGACAUUGGCCUCACCCCCAAAUCUCCUCCUCGCUCUCUGGAGAGCCGUGAGAAAGCGAGCAGUGAGAGCUCCCCGAUAGCAGCGGAUGAUGUGAGCAGCACUGAUGAGGAUGCGACGCCUGCGCCUGCCACAGAACCUCCUGUGGUGCCCACUGAGAGCAGCCUGGGCUCCUUACUGGAUGACAUCUCCUCUCUCCUCACCUUCGAGUCCAUCUCAGGAGGAGACAUCAUGGCUGACAUGAAGGCCGAGUGGGGCAGAGCCAGAUGCGCCUCAAGUCCGAAAACACCCGAGGUCUCGGCAUUGGCCUCUUCUCCCUCUUCCAAACCUGCCACCACAUCUCCUCUGAUCUCCGCCUCUGUGACCACCUCUUCCUCACCUGUAGCUGCCGGCACUCACUCUAUAACUUGUGUGACACCUCCAACCUCGUCUUCUGUAGCUACGCUAGUUGUGACCAAUAGCGAUAUUAUUGCUGUUUCUAAAGAACUUCCAUCAAUCCCUGCCACUGGUCAGAGUCCAAGCUCCCAGUCGCGGACCCCUCUGUCCCCCGUGUCUGUAUCAACAGACCCUCCUGUUCCUGCUUCUGCAGUGUCUAUGACUAAAGAUCUUCCUGUUGCUGUGCCAACCACUACUGAGCCUCCCGUCCCAGCCCCUACUCCAGUUUCUGUGCCGAAAAGUCCUCCUGCUCCAGUACAGAUCCCUGUUACUCAAUCGAAAUCACCCGUUCUUCCCGCCACUUCCUUCCCUGCCACUACCCCUGUGCCUUUGCCAAGUGAAGCUGCGGCAUCGAACAAGAUGAACGCAAUUGAGCCAUCAACAAAUGGACAGUUGUCUCGUCCGAGUAGCACAAAUGCGCAGACAAGCACCGUGGAGGAACAGCAUAAUGGGUCACGCAUGGACCUCCCCAAAGAAAGGAAGACACAAGUAAAGGCACUCAGCAAAAUACCCGUGGUUGGAGGAGGCAGAGCCGGAAAGCUACCAGUACGGGACAGCCAACAUACUGAUGACGAUUCAAGCAGGGACCCGCCCACUCCCAUAGAAGAGGACAAGCGUCACUUGGACUUUCACAACACAGGGAACAGAGACAAAGGUGGCAGUGUUGAGGUUCAUGUGCCCAACUUCAAACACAGCCAGGAGGAGAGUCAGCCGCUACACCAGUCGAAGGCCCCUGCCGGUGUUCCGCGUGACUCCAAAAUCCCCGUCAAGCACGGCGCACAGUCUCCACCCGCAUCCCAAAUCCCGCAAGCUAAAGAAACCCCUCGCACCAAGAUACCUGUCUCCAGAGUCCCGGUCCGCAGAGUGGGUAAUAAGCCUGCAACUGCUGGUGUCGUGAGAAAAUUAUAA